AUGAGAGGAGUGCGACCAACCGGUACGACGGACGAAGUGAAAGCAGUGCUGUCCAGUGCUGUCAGAUCGUGGCCUUUUUUUUUUUUCUUUUUUUUUAGUCAUCAAGUUCCAAACCUUAUCAUAACAACGAUAAAAACGGCGGUCCGCAGGGAGAUAGACUUGUUCGUACAGAAAUUGUACACGGAUCGUGGUGGUGGUGGUGGUGGUAGGGGUGAAUACUUUGUGCCAAUUUUAAUAACAUAUCUUACAAGACAUUUAUAUGGAAAAAUACGAGUGGAAAUUGAAUUGCGUAAAAAAUAUUUUGAGGUGAAACAAGAAAUGGCAGGUAUUUCAAUGGUAGAUGAAUUUUCCAAAUAUGCUAAACUUCAGAGAAAAUGUAACUCAUUAGAAAAUCAGCUAAAUCAAAUAGAUAAAUGGAGAUUAUAUGAAAGAAAAAAAGCAAAAUUAAUGAUGACUUAUGGCUUUUAUAUUAUCAAUGGCAUAUUAGUAAUGAUUCUUUUGUACAUGUAUAAUAAUGAAUCUGUGGUGGAACUACCAAAGGAUUCAUUAUGGCCAAUUAAUUACUUUUUAAGUUGGCCAACUACUCGAGAAGACUCCAUUUCUUUAAUUAUGUGGUUUAUGAUUAUGAGAACUGCUCUAUUUAAAUGUUAAUAAAUUUCCUUAGAAAUAAUUAUUAAAUAAACUCAUCUAUAAAAAUGUAAUUUAUAU
Molecule: messenger RNA, 708 nt
Organism: Polistes dominula (European paper wasp)
Lineage: Eukaryota; Metazoa; Arthropoda; Insecta; Hymenoptera; Vespidae
Product: guided entry of tail-anchored proteins factor 1
Biological process (GO): tail-anchored membrane protein insertion into ER membrane
Cellular component (GO): GET complex
Molecular function (GO): protein-membrane adaptor activity
Source: RefSeq, a predicted model, not a curated record